CAGCUGACCGGUGAUAUCUUAAAACGUGUAGGUUAAAAUUGUAUUCUGCACGCAGAACAUUCUACAAUCUGUCAGGUUAAAGACUGUGCUCCAUACAAUGGGUGAUGUUACAGGACUGAGCAACGCGGAGGCCGAUGAGCUGUGCCAAACACAAGAUGCGGCUACCAAGGACUUUCUGUUCCAACAAACCAUGUACCGCAUCAAGGAUCCGCGUAAGUCGCUGCCAUUUUACACCGGUGUUUUGGGAAUGACUUUGCUGGUUAAAUUGGAUUUCCCAGAGGCAAAGUUCUCGUUGUAUUUUAUGGGUUAUGAGAACCCCGCCGAUGUGCCGAAAGAUCCCAAGGAAAGACGCCAAUGGGCUCUGAGCCGCAAGGCCACCAUCGAAUUGACCCACAAUUGGGGUACCGAGUCGGAUCCGGAUCAAAGCUAUCACACUGGCAACAGUGAUCCACGUGGCUAUGGACACAUUGGCCUUAUGGUGCCCGAUGUCUAUGCAGCUUGCAAACGCUUUGAGGAACAUGGCGUGCAGUUUGUGAAGAAGCCCGAUGAUGGCCGCAUGAAGGGUUUGGCUUUCAUCAAGGAUCCCGAUGGUUACUGGAUUGAGAUUUUCAAUGCCUUCAGCGUGUAAUCCGAAGCAUGAGAUUAAAGUUGCGCCCCCCCCCUUUUUUUUGUAUGUCAAUUGAAUGUUUGUAAUAAAAAUCGGAGUACGCAGUAU
This is a messenger RNA of Drosophila albomicans, 715 nucleotides long. It is a transcript of the gene Glo1, whose product is annotated as lactoylglutathione lyase. Gene Ontology annotation, molecular function: metal ion binding; lactoylglutathione lyase activity. The coding region runs from base 98 to 628 and encodes 176 amino acids. The transcript is spliced from 5 exons. The record is from RefSeq and is a predicted model, not a curated record. Lineage: Eukaryota; Metazoa; Arthropoda; Insecta; Diptera; Drosophilidae.